Ostertagia ostertagi is the source of this 1137-nucleotide messenger RNA. Lineage: Eukaryota; Metazoa; Nematoda; Chromadorea; Rhabditida; Trichostrongylidae. The record is from the annotation of a GenBank genome assembly.
CCAAAAUCAAGGAUAUGCGUGGAUGACCUUAGAGUGUUGACUCUGCCUGGACAUUGGCCUGGGGUGGAGAAUUUGGUAGCACUUCUGAGUCAAAAUAAAGAUGCUCAAGCUCCUCAGCUGCGGAAGCUUCUCGCGGAGAGCUUCGUAGCCGUCUCUAUGUCACUCUUCUGUUUUGCGCUAGCGGUUUAUGAUUCGAGAUGGCUUUACCGUAUGUCUGCUCACCAAAUGGAUGCGCUUCAGUUUGCUCUCAUUUUCGGAGGAGGUGGAGAAAGAAAACAGAACACACCUCCUAUGAGGCCACCUCGGCCACAAAUCCCAAGCGCACAAGUACCGGGUGUGUCACACAGUUCUGAUGAAGGAAGCUCGCGAUCCAAGUAUCCCAGCAAGCCAGUUGGGUCAGAGGGAUCGUUGCAUGAUACCAUGGCCACUCAGUCACCAUCAUUAGGCGAGCAGUUCAAAUCGAGAUGGGUACCGCCCAAGAAAAAUAUCGUGCAAUUCUUCGCAACCAAGCCUCCUGUGGAUUCUGGCGAUGUGUACAGCGUCGAUUUCGACUCUGAUGGCGAAUUCGGUGGCAGCGAAGCAAGAAUGUCAGAUCACGAGAGAAAUGAGAACACCAGCCCAAAAUCAUUUGCGUGGCAAUUAUUACGUCUUGCACUCGUUGAGCAGCAAAUCUACAGAAUUCGUCAAUUUUUAAUGGUUGCAGGAUUUGAUUCAAGUGAUAUUCCCGCGGUUGUUCCUCGAGUCGAGGCGGUAUUUCGUCUUCUUGAUGGAUGGACAAUACAAUUACGGCAAAACUUGUGUUCGUAUCGUGAUGGCUGCCCUAUUGAUCUUCUGCCGGAAAUGACUGUCAACAGUUAUUUUAUUGCUUCUCUUCACAGGUAUGAAAUUUUGACGAAGGAGAAAAAUACGCCGUUCGAAUCAGAUGAUCCGCAAACCGGUCCCCUACGACGCCUCUGGACAUAUCUGGCUAAUCAACCCCAUCUCCAACCCGUCUUUGCAAGGCAUAUAUUCUCACAAAAACCGCAGCAGGAAGCGCCAAAAAAUAGCACUGCCACAGGCAUCGAAAAUCAACCACUUCCUGAUGCGUAUAAGAUUGUUCAGAAAGACCACGACCCGAUCAUUGCUUUUGCUUGCAGU